AUGGAGAUCAUUUUAUUUGGCCUUCCCUUGGCCGUCCUCUUCUUCUCUAAUGCUCAGGCAGCCACUUUUACCUUCACGAACAACUGUCCUUACACUAUAUGGCCAGGAACCCUAACAGGCAGCGGUAAUCAGUUGUCCUCAACUGGCUUCGAGUUAGCCAGCAAAGCCUCAUUUACCUUGGAUGUCCAGCCUCCAUGGAGUGGCCGCUUCUGGGCUCGGUCUGGUUGCACCACAGACCCUUCUGGCAAGUUCAAAUGCGCCACUGCAGACUGCGGCUCCGGCCAAGUCCAGUGUAAUGGUGCAGGUGCAAUCCCACCUGCCUCCCUUGCAGAGUUCACUCUAGCACCAAAUAGUGGAAAAGAUUUCUUUGAUGUUAGUGUCGUUGACGGCUUUAACUUACCCCUUUCGAUAAGCCCACAAGGCGACGACGCUUCGUGCAAGAGCACGAGUUGCCCAGGGAAUAUCAACGCUGUUUGUCCUCCGGAACUGGCCGUGAAAGGGGCAGAUGGGAGUGUCAUUGCUUGCAAGAGUGCUUGCUUAGCAUUUGAUCAAUCGCAAUAUUGUUGCACCGACCAGUAUGGUACACCGGAUAAGUGUCCACCGACGAAUUAUUCAAUCAUUUUCAAGAACCAGUGUCCUCAGGCUUAUAGUUAUGCUUACGAUGAUUCAACUAGCACGUUUACAUGUGGUGCUGGAGCUAAUUACCUUAUCACAUUUUGCCCAUAA
This is a messenger RNA of Hevea brasiliensis (rubber tree), 726 nucleotides long. Its product is annotated as thaumatin-like protein 1a. The record is from RefSeq and is a predicted model, not a curated record. The coding region runs from base 1 to 726 and encodes 241 amino acids. The transcript is spliced from 2 exons. Gene Ontology annotation, cellular component: extracellular region. NCBI's taxonomy places the organism in Eukaryota, Viridiplantae, Streptophyta, Magnoliopsida, Malpighiales, Euphorbiaceae. Gene Ontology annotation, biological process: defense response.